Messenger RNA from Oryza sativa Japonica Group (Japanese rice), 2424 nucleotides. NCBI's taxonomy places the organism in Eukaryota, Viridiplantae, Streptophyta, Magnoliopsida, Poales, Poaceae. The record is from RefSeq and is a predicted model, not a curated record.
CGGAGAGGCCCACCUGCAGCGACCCAACCCGACCCAACCCAACUCGCGCGAGCCCUGCGGUUUCGCCGGCGAAACGAGGCCGACCUAAACCCUCCGCCGCCGCCGCCGCCGUCGCCGGGGAAGAAGAGAGAUGGGGGUGGGGGGAAGCUUCUGGGACCUGCUCAAGCCGUACGCGCGGCACGAGGGCGCGGGGUACCUCCGCGGCCGCCGCGUCGCCGUCGACCUCUCCUUCUGGGUCGUCUCCCACAGCGCCGCCAUCCGGGCGCGCUCGCCGCACGCGCGCCUCCCCCAUCUCCGCACCCUCUUCUUCCGCACCCUCUCCCUCUUCUCCAAGAUGGGUGCUUUUCCUGUGUUCGUGGUGGACGGCCAGCCGUCGCCGCUCAAGUCGCAGGUGAGGGCCGCGCGAUUCUUCAGAGGAUCUGGAAUGGACCUCGCUGCGCUGCCGAGCACGGAGGCGGAGGCCAGUGCGGAUGCGCUGGUUCAACCGAGGAAUGCCAAGUUCACGCGAUACGUGGAGGAUUGCGUGGAACUGCUUGAAUAUCUUGGAAUGCCUGUGCUGCGGGCAAAAGGUGAAGGUGAAGCUCUUUGUGCUCAGUUGAAUAAUCAAGGCCAUGUAGAUGCUUGCAUCACUUCAGACAGUGACGCUUUCCUCUUUGGGGCUAAGACUGUCAUAAAGGUUCUCCGAUCGAAUUGUAAGGAACCUUUUGAGUGCUACAACAUGGCAGACAUUGAGUCUGGUCUUGGACUAAAGAGGAAACAAAUGGUAGCAAUGGCACUUCUUGUUGGCAGUGACCAUGACUUGCAUGGUGUGCCUGGUUUUGGUCCUGAGACUGCACUUCGGUUUGUGCAGUUAUUUGAUGAAGAUAAUGUUCUAGCUAAAUUAUAUGAAAUUGGUAAAGGGGUCUAUCCAUUUAUAGGAGUUAGUGCGCCCAAUAUUGAUGAUCUCCCAUCACCCUCCACAAAGAGUCUACCGCGUGCGCGAUCACCGCACUGCUCACAUUGUGGUCACCCUGGCAACAAGAAAAAUCAUAUCAAGGAUGGGUGCAACUUUUGCUUGGUUGAUUCAUUAGAGAAUUGUGUGGAGAAGCCAGCUGGAUUCAUAUGUGAAUGUCCUAGUUGUGACAAGGCACGUGAUCUGAAGGUGCAGAGAAGAAAUGAAAACUGGCAAAUCAAGGUCUGUAAAAGGAUAGCUGCUGAGACUAACUUUCCAAAUGAGGAGAUCAUUAACUUGUACUUGAAUGAUGACAAUUUGGAUAAUGAAAAUGGUGUUCCAUUGCUUACAUGGAAUAAACCUGAUAUGGAGAUUUUGGUUGACUUCUUAUCUUUCAAGCAGAACUGGGAGCCAGCGUAUAUUCGUCAGCGGAUGCUUCCUAUGCUAUCAACCAUAUAUUUACGCGAAAUGGCUUCAUCUCAAUCUAAAUCAUUUCUUCUUUAUGAUCAAUAUAAAUUUCAUUCAAUCCAACGGAUUAAGAUAAGAUAUGGUCACCCAUAUUACUUGGUCAAGUGGAAGAGAGUCACUCGUAGUAUGAUAUCCAAUGAUCCACCUAGCAAGCAGACAGAAUUGGAGGGGAAGAAUGAUAAGGUGGAGGUAUUGGAUGGAGAUGAUGAGGUAGUAGAUGAAGAGGAGGAGGAGCCUACAAUGAUUUCCGAAACUACUGAACUGCUAGAUGAGCCAGAUGUUCCACAAGUACUGGAUGAUGAUAAAGAUUGCUUUUUAUUAACUGAUGAAGACAUUGAGCUAGUGAAUGCUGCAUUUCCUGAUGAAGCACAAAGAUUUCAGGAAGAACAGAGGCUGAAAGAAGCAAAGUCAAUAGCACGGAAAUCCAAGCUCAACGUGGCAGGUUUCGAAACACCAAAAGGUCCAAGGCCUAGUGGAGUUCAGCUUAGCAUCAAGGAGUUCUACCGCUCCAAGAAAGGGCUGAGUGGCGACUCAGGGAAGGACGGCUCAAGAAAAUCCUCCGAUGUGGACCUCAGCAAGAACUUGCCCAAGUCUGUCCGACGACGCCUCCUCUUCGACUGACUGACAAUUGGUCUCCCUUCUGUCUUCCCAGUAGUCCUGCUGCUACUGUUGUACAUGUUCCAGUAACAUUUCUUUCGGCCAAUGGAUGUACAUUGCGUGGCCCGGUUUUUGUACAGGGAACAUGCAUGUCUUGUAGCUGAUGAGAAACAGUGUUUUGGGGGUUGAAUCUUGUAUCUGCUGCAACCAUGUAUAUUUCAUGCCAUAUCGCAUCACUGCUUGCGUAGCAUGGAAGAAUUGGACCUGAAAUGAGCUGUACCAGCUACAGUGCUUCCUUUGGACCAACAGUGUCAGCUCUACACAAGGGUCAAUUCUGUCUACGGCGAUGAAAAGUGAAGAGUUCAUCACCAAAAAGGUGAAAAAUGUGGACAGUUUUUUGCAACGAAGAUUUAUGCCCUUCCUCACAA